This is a messenger RNA of Girardinichthys multiradiatus, 10937 nucleotides long. It is a transcript of the gene phip, whose product is annotated as pleckstrin homology domain interacting protein. Gene Ontology annotation, biological process: regulation of cell shape; cytoskeleton organization; regulation of transcription by RNA polymerase II. Lineage: Eukaryota; Metazoa; Chordata; Actinopteri; Cyprinodontiformes; Goodeidae. Gene Ontology annotation, cellular component: nucleus. Gene Ontology annotation, molecular function: protein binding. The transcript has 40 exons. The coding region runs from base 114 to 5621 and encodes 1835 amino acids. The record is from RefSeq and is a predicted model, not a curated record.
GCGAGGCUGAAUGGAGGCAGCCUCUUCCUGGUGGAUAAACAGUGACAGCUACAGGGCAGCCACCUAGACCCAGCACACAAGCUCUGGCGCUGCCCUGGCAAACAACACCCAAAAUGGCUUCAGACAGUACACACAUCGCGCAGUUGACUUCUGAACUGUACUUCCUAAUAGCCCGGUUUCUAGAGGCUGGACCGUGCCAGAAAGCUGCCGAGACCCUGAUAAGGGAGGUGGAGGAGAAGGAGCUGCUACCCAGAAGGCUGGACUGGACAGGGCAGGAGCACCCCGGGACGUACAAAAAUUUGGUGAUGCUCUACAGACACGUCGCUCCGGACCACCUGCUGCAGGUUUGCUCCAGAGUUUGUCCGCUGCUGGAGAGGGAGGUCCCCGCCAGCGUGCCGGGACUCACCAGCCUUCUGGGGGCCGGCAGGCAGAAUCUCCUGCGCACCAGCAAGAGCUGCAAGCAUGUUGUGUGGAAGGGUUCGGCGUUGGCAGCACUACACUGUGGAAGACCCCCAGAGCCACCUAUUAUUUAUGGGAGUCCACCCAAUAUUGUGGAGACGAGCUACAGCCGUCGACUGAACGGCUCCUACCGCCUCCGUCAACUGGUGCCCACAGCGGUGUACCAACACAUGAAGAUGCACAAGAGGAUCCUGGGACACCUGUCGUCAGUGUACUGUGUAACAUUCGACCGGACGGGCCGCCGCAUCUUCACAGGGUCGGAUGACUGCCUCGUGAAGAUCUGGGGAACCGACGACGGCCGUCUGCUGGCGACCCUGCGGGGACAUGCUGCCGAGAUUUCCGAUAUGGCCGUGAGCUACGAGAACACCAUGAUCGCCGCCGGGUCCUGCGACAAGACCAUCAGAGUGUGGUGCUUACAAACCUGCGCUCCUUUGGCUGUCCUGGAGGGGCAUGCAGCCUCCAUCACCUCUCUGCAGUUUUCGCCUCUCUGUAGUGGCUCUAAGCGCUACCUGUCCUCUACCGGAGCAGACGGCACCAUCUGCUUCUGGCAGUGGGAUGCUCGCACACUCAAAUUUGGCCAGAGACCCAGUAAAUUCACGGAGCGGUCCAGACCUGGGGUCCAGAUGAUCUGCUCCUCCUUCAGCGCAGGUGGGAUGUUCCUUGCCACAGGAAGCACUGAUCACAUCAUUAGGGUGUACUACUUUGGGUCAGGUCAACCAGAGAAGAUCUCUGAGCUUGAGUCCCACACGGAUAAAGUUGACAGCAUCCAGUUUUCACACUGCAGUGACAGGUUUGUGAGUGGCAGUAGAGAUGGUACAGCUCGAAUCUGGCAGCUGCAGCCUCAGGGUUGGAAGAGCAUUCUGCUGGAUAUGCAGACCAAACUGCCUGGGAAGUACAAUCCUCCUCCACUGGAAGACAAGGUCACAAAGCUGAAGGUUACCAUGGUGGCGUGGGAUCGCCAUGACAGCACUGUGAUCACGGCAGCCAAUAAUUUGACACUGAAGGUGUGGAACUCCAUCACUGGGAACUUGGUCCAUGUCCUGAUGGGUCAUGAGGAUGAGGUGUUUGUCCUCGAGCCUCAUCCAUUUGAUCCAAGAAUCCUUUUCUCAGCUGGGCACGAUGGGAACUGCAUCGUUUGGGACCUGGCUAGAGGAGUGAAGAUCCGCUCUUAUUUCAACAUGAUUGAAGGCCAGGGACAUGGAGCGUUGUUUGACUGCAAAUGUAGUCCUGAUGGGCAGCACUUUGCAGCCACCGAUUCCCACGGUCAUCUGCUCAUCUUUGGCUUUGGCUCCAGCAGCAAAUAUGACAAGAUAGCGGACCAGAUGUUUUUCCACACUGACUACCGGCCUCUUAUCCGAGAUGCCAAUAACUACGUUCUUGACGAGCAGACUCAGCAGGCACCUCACCUGAUGCCCCCCCCCUUCUUGGUGGACGUGGACGGGAACCCCCACCACCCUAGAUACCAGCGGCUGGUGCCUGGCAGGGAGGGCUGCCGGGAUGAGCAGCUGAUACCUCAGAUGGGGGUCACUUCCUCUGGCCUGAACCAGGUGGUGAGUGAGCAGGCGGUGGACGGUUCGAGUCCUCUGGAUACCAUGAUUCAGAGGCUGCAGCAGGAACAGGACCAAAGGAUGGGAACGAAUGAUGCCUCUGUUUCACCAGCAUCUGGACCAAACAACAGGGCCAGCAGAGGAUCUGUUGGCUCUCCAACUGAGGUACACUCCCCUCCCAAUGUUGGUCUCCGACGCAGCGGCCAGAUCGAGGGCGUCCGCCAGAUGCACAGCAACGCCCCCCGGAGCCAGAUGGCCACGGAGGGAGACCUGGUGGCCUGGAGCCGCAGGGUGCUGGUUCCUGAGCUGGAGGAUGCCUCUGUCAGGAAACAAGUGACCUGGCGUGAGGCUAAAGGAUAUGAGGAGAUCAAUAUUUAUCAGUCAGAAAGGAGGAGACGCACAAUCCACUCGCUCCCCAAGGAGAGCAGGGUUCAUCCGACAUCAGAGUGUGCGGUAGACGAAGGAAGGAAGAGUCAGGGGAACCACGGCUAUCAAACCCGCGCUGCCAUGGAGGAGACGAGCCGUCAGAGUGCAGAGGCUGCUGAUGACGAUGAUAGCACCUCAGAGGGAGAAGUGGAGGUCCGGCAAAUUAACGGAUACUCCUCAGAGGAGGAAAAGAACGAUGAGGAAAAGGAGCCCUGGCCAGAUGAGCAUAGCAGCUCAAGCGAUUACUCCAGCGAUUACUCUGACUGGACAGCAGAUGCCGGCAUCAACCUGGAGCCGCCCAAGAAGAGCGUGAAAGUGAAAAAGAAAAACAGCGGCUCAGAGGAGGAUGGGGACAAGAAGAGGGAGGGAAAGAAGGAGAAGAAGAAAGAGAAAGCAGACAAAGAUGGUGCAUUACCAAAGAAGAAGAAACCAAAGGAGAAGAGGAAGAGGAAUGAAUUUCAGGAGCAAGGGUUGACGUUGGAGGAAUGGCUUCCCUCCGCCUGGAUCACAGACACAGUCCCCCGGAGAUGUCCUUACAUACCUCAGAUGGGAGAUGAGGUGUACUACUUCCGGCAGGGUCAUGAAGCUUAUGUGGAAAUGGCCAAACAAAAAAAGAUUUUCAGCAUCAACCCUAAGAAACAGCCCUGGCACAAGAUGGAGCUACGGGAGCAGGAAUUAAUGAAGAUAGUUGGCAUCAAAUAUGAGGUGGGUUUACCCACACUAUGCUGCCUGAAGCUUGCCUUUUUGGACCCGGACACAGGAAAGCUGACCGGAGGCUCCUUCUCCAUGAAGUACCAUGACAUGCCUGAUGUUAUUGACUUCUUGGUGUUGCGGCAGCAGUUUGACAAUGGUAGAAGAAGGCAGUGGACUAUAGGUGACAGGUUUCGGUCAGUGAUAGAUGACGCCUGGUGGUUUGGGACCAUUGAGAGUCAGGAGCCCUACCAGCCCCAGUAUCCGGACAGCUUGUUCCAGUGCUACAAUGUCUGCUGGGAUAAUGGUGACACAGAGAAGAUGAGCCCGUGGGACAUGGAGCCCAUCCCCGACGACGCCACGUUUCCUGAUGAGUUGGGCACGAGUGUCCCGCUGACAGAAGACGAGCAGAAAGAUUUGCUGUACGUCCCACAGGACGGUGAAUGGGGCUGCCGCACACGUGCAGAGGAGUGCGACCGCAUCAUCAAAGCCAUCGACCAGCUCUGUAUACUCGAUGUGGCGGCACCAUUUGCCUUCCCAGUAGAUUUACAGGCGUACCCGACAUACUGCACAGUCGUGGCCUACGUCACCGAUCUCAGCACUAUACGUGAAAGGCUGGUGAAUCGCUUCUACAGGCGUCUUUCCUCUUUAAUGUGGGAGGUGCGUUAUAUAGAACACAACGCCCAAACGUUCAACGAGCCAGGAUCCUUCAUCGUCACAACUGCCAAGUUUGUGUCUGACCUCAUGCUGGCAUUCAUUAAGGACCAAAGUCUCACAGAUCUCAAGCCUCUGUACAAAACCAUGAAGAAGGCCACCUUCUCUGACUCUGAAGACGAGGACGAUGAGGAGGAUGAUGAUGAAGAUAUUAAUACUCCAGGAACAUCAACUCGAAACCAUAAGAGCCGUCAGCCCAUGCAGCGCCAGCUACGGACCCGGCCUCGUUCUUAUGAUCCUCAUGCUUGGAAAGGACGCUGUAAGGAACUUCUGGACCUUAUCUUUCAGUGUGAAGACUCAGAGCCCUUUAGGGAACCGGUGGACCUACAAGAGUACCCGGACUACCUGCAAAUAGUUGACUCUCCAAUGGACUUUGGCACAGUUCUAAAAAAGCUAACAGAAGGAAAUUACCCAUCUCCCAUUGAGCUCUGCAAGGAUGUCAGGCUUAUUUUCAGCAACUCCAAAGCUUACACCCCCAGUAAAAAGUCACGGAUAUACAGCAUGAGUCUUAGGCUUUCUGCGCUGUUUGAAGAGCAUAUCAGUGCCAUCCUGUCUGAUUACAAAGCAAUCCACGGCAUGACAGAUAAACUGACCAGACGAGGGACAGACAGGCAGAAACGACACACUGCAGACAGACAAACACGGCACACGACAAAGAGGAGGAGGAGCGAAUCACCCACAAGCAGCAACGCAUCCAGCCCAGAGAGGAAAAGACGAGUGUCAUCCAGGGUGACUGCCAAGAGGGAGCCAUCACCAGCUUCUUCACGGCCGCCGUCCCUCAGGCAGCAUGUCCCUCUGAAACAGACGCCUCAGCUGGUCAAUGGUAAAGUGGAUACUCCAGCUCCAGGACGGACGCGUAGUUCUGCACGCCACUUUGCACACUCCUCACCUCCUUCAUCAAAUAUCACUAAAAGCACUACAAGCACAGCAGAAUCUUCUCGCUCGCUGCGGGCUCAUAAUUCUGUGCGAGCGUCAACACCACCACUUCCUGAAAAGGUCCCACCCCCCCCACCAGCAGAGAGUAGCAGUGGAAGCACUCGUCGGAAACUCAGGACGCCUGUGCGACAUACACCCGGUUCUCCUUCCAGCCCCUCAACUCAAGGCACGGCACAUCUGAACGGCCACAGCAGUCACAUGACCCUCGGCGUGGGAAGAAGGGGAAGAAGGUCCAGAAUGGACUCACCAGUGAGUCCUCCAGAAGUCCCAACUCCGGCCAGCCCCUCAAGACCCCGAGGUCGCCCGCCUGGCAAGAAGAAGGGCAAAAAAAGCAAGCAGGAACAGGAGGAGAUGAGACGGAGUGGAAGUCGUAGGAGCUCCACUCCUGACGAUGAGCAGGAGCACUCCACAGGGGACGAAGGCGGUACAUCUUCCGCCCCAGAAACCUCAGCACCGUCAGACUCCGGCAUGGCGUCGACACCUAGACGACGAGGCCGACCUCGGAUAGUAAAAACUAAGGAAUCAACUCCUCCUGCUGAGUCACCUGAGCCCUCUCCACUGAGAAGGAGCAGCAGGAGAACCAAUGAAGAGGCCACGCCUCAUCUUCAGACUGCCCCUCAGCGAUCCAGUCGGAAAGAGACUGUAAAGGAGGAGGCUGGAGACGGGGCAAUAGGGGCCAUGCGCACACGUAACCAAGGAAGGCGGUCGGCCUGGUACAUGGAAGAGGACUCUGAGGAGGAGCAGAGGCAGUUGCUGUUCGAGGACUCAUCAAUCACCUUUGGAACGUCCUCAAAGGGGCGCGUCCGCAAACUGACAGAAAAGGCCAAAGCCAAUCUUAUAGGCUGGUAAAGAACAUAUGCACGAGCUUGAGUGCUCAGAGGGCUGAGAGAUCCCGACGGGAUUUCAGAUCGGAUGCUUUGGAAGUGGAGGCUCACAGCUGCAGUUAGCUGGAGCUGCGGAGAGAAAACUGUGCCGUUACCUGUUCCCGUUCUCGUCGUUGACCCCACCUUCCUCUCUGCCCACUAAGCACUUCAGCACUGCAUGUUCAUAUGCUCCCACAUCUCCUAUUCUAUUGAUCCAUGUUGGAUCCCACAGGAGCACACAGAAUCUCUCUCUGUGAAGGCGGUAUUUCUCACGUUGUCUGGCGAACCUCUCCUCUGCCUGACCUUAAACACAGUUUGGAGUCAGAUUGGGCCAAGAAGUCAAACCUACAUAGACAACUGGCCUAAGACCACCUAUUCUCCCCCUAACUUCAUCCUGUCUGUUUUUUAUACAACCUUUUCAUUGCUCUUUCUAAAUGUUCUUGUGAUCGUUCCUCUGAUUUGGAAGUCUUACACAUUGGCUGAGCUGAGCGUGUCUGUCUGUGCUAAAAUACCAAAUGGCGUACCUUUGUUGGUACUGUACAUCUGUACAUUUUGUGUACUGUUAAUGUGGUUUUGUUAUUUUCUGCAUGUUAAUUAGAAAGAGGAAGCAUCUUCUUCCUGAAAGCUGUUUUUACUGUGAGGCGGAUAAAAACGAUGCAUGAAUGAGAGGAGUCAUUCAUGCGUCUUUAUAUCAUGUCUGAAUGCGUCUUCUGCAUUAGCAAUACCUUGUGCCUUUACGUGUAAGGUGUGUGGGUGUGUGCGUACAUGUGCUAAGCCUCUACAUGUGCCUGUCUGUCUACAAACUAGCGUUUUGGCUACUGCAAGUACAGCUCUGGUCAUACGUUUGCAUACAAUCAUCACUGGUCUGAAUUUCAUCUUAUGGGGAUUUUAUUAAGCAUUUGAACUGUUUAUAUUCUGGGGUGAAAUGAUGAAUUAAGAUACAACUUCAGUUAAUUUUAAAAACAAGAAUUUGGGGCACAAUUUCCAUUUUUUGUACAUACACCCUGACUAAUAUUUGUAUAAAUGUUCAGUCUGCACCCUUCUUGUAGCUAUCAGCAAGCUUCUGGCUGGCUGUUUGGUUUCCCGCCACAGACACGGAUUUUAAGGACAGUCCGUAAAACUUUGAAAUGGUCGGGGACAUUCCAGAAGGUUGAUUUUUAGCUUAAUUUAUCAACUCAAAACCCAUUUCAGAUGUGUGUCUGGGAUCAUUGACCUGUUGGCAUCUUCAGUGGUGCCCAGCAUUCACUUAUCUGCCAAAAUGUAACCUCAGAUGAAAAAAUAGAAACCUCAAUCAAAAGCUCCAAGCAAUGCGGACAUUUAGAGCUACCCACAUGGAUCAGCCAAAUGUCUUCCGGAGAAAGGUUUUAUAGACAGAUGAACUGUUCGGUCACAGGGACAAGAAGAAUGUUUCCUUUAGACCUGAGAACAAUGUUUCAGCUGUUAAGCACGGUCGCGGCAGCAUCAUGCUGAGAAUCUGUUUUGCUGCCAGUCAUACUUAUGGAUGAGAUAUUGAAGAAAGUGGGUUGUCCUUCCAGCUUCCCCUCAAAUCAACAGCUACAGUUAAGGCCAAACAUAUUCAUACCCCAAACAGGCUUAGAUUCAUGUCACCAAGAAGCUUGUUUUUAACAGGAAAUGAGACAGACUUCACUCAAAAGGUAAUAAAACAAGAUUAAAGGAGUAUCCAUUACUUACAUUAUCUUGAAAAAUGGAAAGUAUUAAUGCCCUUCUCUAUAAUCAGUGGAGAAAUCUUGAUUGGCAUUAAAGCACCCAAACCUUCUCAUAAUUGCUGAGCAGCUUCUGAGAAGCUCCUCAUCAUCACCCUAAUCUUUAGCUCUCUCCACAGAUUGUCUUGCAGAUUCAAGUCAGGACUUUGGCUGGACCACUGCAAAAUGUUACUUCUACUUCCAGUCAGAAGAAAUAAGUUGGUUAAAUUAAAAGAUUACAUUAACCCUGAAUCUACCAGGGGUAUGCAUAAUUUUGGGCCUGAUUGUACAGUUGGAACUGGGACACAUCUGGCUGCUCCAGCAGAAGAAUGGUCCCAAACACACACCAAAGCUGGCUUUGGAAUGGAUCAAUCAGGCUUCAGGGAAGACCCUUUAAAAACUUUAUGAACUUUGGGUGGUGGGGGCAUUUCACUAAACAUCAGUGGGAUGAAUGCACAUAGUUUGUUUGACAAUAAAGUUCAACUUUAUUCAUGCCCAUCAUGACUGGAUGCAAACAUCUGACGGUGUAACAGAAGGAGGGGUUUGUGUGUGUGUGUGUGUGUGUGUUUAUAACAUACGCGAGUGCAGGCUUUACUUGGCGCGUACAAACAGUGGCAUACAGUUUGAUCAUUGUAAAACCUCUCAAAAAGAAACGUAUUUAGAGAAGCUGUUGUAAACCUAUCACAGUUCACGUCGGUGUAUCGUUCUAUAACCAACCCAUCGUCUGGUUACACCUGAGGUACGGGGCGGGGAGGGUGCCUAGCUUUGAGACGCACUUACCACAAGCUGGUUAUCAAGGAAGUCUUAGCUAGUAACUGUUUGUAUUUCUAAAAUAAGCUUUUGAAAAUGUUGAGAUGCUUCUAUGAUGACUGCAUUCACAUUUCACAUGCAACCCUGUCUCGCAUGUUCUAGCACUUUCUCAUAAUUUGGAAAGCAAGAAAGGGGGGCGUGGGGUAGGGGCAUGAAACCGAAUCAAACUGCAUUUGAUGGAAAAUAACUUCACCUUUCUGAUAGUGUGCCUUUGCUACUCUGGCAUAUUGAGUCUUCUGUUUUCCCUUAUGGGGCUUUUUUUAUGUUUGGACAUCCUGUUUCUGCUCUUCGCUAUGUUUAGAGAACUGGACUUCGGGUUUCAUGGAGAAAAAAAAAACAUUCUGAUAAUGCACUCUCUUUUUACUACACGCAAUCGGUACCGAGUUUAUAAAGAUGCCUCUGUUCCUGGUGUUUUAUUUUUUUCUCCCCCAGCACAGAGGAAGUGAAUGCCAAAAUCUGCAAGUUUCAUCAUGCGUUGUGGGACCGACUGGAUGCCAGCAUCUAUAUACACCUGGUUCAUCUCUUAGCUCACAUAUUACUGAACAUAUAUCCUAUCUGUUUCUCAUUGUUUGUUAAAAAUUGGUUUGUCAAUGCCAAAUUCUGUCUGUGGGCACUGAAGUUUUAGAACAUGGCUUUUGAAUGUGUUUUCUAACUAACUUUUAUUGUCUCCACUGUGGAUGUUCAUUUAUGUAUGAUGUGUGUUAACCCGUCUUCUGUUUGUGUCCCUGCCAUAUAAGAUGAUAUAUCAGGGGAUCGAUCCAUGGAGAUAGAAUGAUGCUUUAUGCUCUGCCACACAUAUAUUUGAGGAUAUAAUUACAUAAAAAAAAAAAAAUAAUGUCCAUAUAAAAGUUUUUAAGUCUAUAAUGGCCAAAAAUAGUGUGUUUUCCUCAGCACGAGAAGAGAAGAAAUAUCUUUUAUGAUUGAGGUUUAAAUCUUUACCCAUAAAAAAAAAAUAUUUAUCUUGAAGGCAACAUUUUGUUGGCUUUAAGUGUUUAUUCAUAGCUUUUUGUUUCUAACUUCAUUUUAAAAGCACUUUAUGUGCACAUAAACCUUUUGGAUUAUUUUUUAAUCCAAAUCUACGUUAGUACAUUAGACAGAUUUAUAAAAAUCUCUUGGUACCCCUGGUAAAGAUGUGUAAAACAAAAAAAUACAAAAAACCUUAUUAAUACAUUCAUCUAUUGUUGCAGUAGCAUCAUCUCACACUGAAUACCGCCUUUAAUCUGAGUACAUUUAUUCAGUGGGGUGGGGGGUGGCCUGCAAUUGUUGGAGCCAUUACUUUGCCAAUAGGACACAGCCCCGCUUUUUAGGUUCUGUGACAUUUCACAAGGUUGAUGCAGACAGCGAGAGGGACUUCGUUCCUCUAUGCAUAACCUCCCUAGAUCGUCCAGAGUCCUUGCUUUAUGCUCUUUUUAGCUCACCAUGCCUGUUUUCUAUAGGAUUUAGGUCUGGGAUGUUGUUGGGAAUGAAUCAUUUCUGUGUUCAACUGGACAAAUUUUGGCCCCUUUUCAGUUUACUGGCACAUGCCACCAGAUUUUUAUUUCAAAUGUCCUGGUAUUUCCAUUCACUCUAGCAAGGAUUCCUUUGCACAAGAAUAUGGCCCACAGCAUUACACAUCCUCCACCAUACCCAAGAGGGGUCUUUGGAUAGUUUCCAGAUAUUCGUCCUUUGGUUCAUUCCCAUCGCACCUGAAGUGUCUGAUGAUGAAAAGCUCCAUUUUAGCACCGUCUGACCAAAGCGCAUAGUUCCAAUUAAAGCCCAAGUAGAUAUUGGCAAACCUUACAUAUUUAUGUUUGUGAUGGUUGGAUAAAAUUGAAGCUUUUUUUCUUCUGGCUACACUCCCAAGUUACAUGGUUGUUAUUUAAUUUCCCUUUGGGAUUAAUAAAGUAUUUUUGAAUUGAAUUGAAUUGAAGAUCAGAUGCAGGAAACAGGACCAAAUAAUAUACCAUCCCUGAUUGUUUUCCUUCUAAAUGAAUGCACACAAAAUAAAGGAUGUAUUUUUAGAUUGUUCUGUGAGAUUAUACUCCUCCAAUAAAAGCUGAACCUAUCUUAAGCUUUUCAUCCAUCUUUACUGGGGGGACAACCAAUUAAUCUGCCUCUGCAGGGAUUAACUAAUGUACUGACCCAGAGUUAUUUACACUGAGAUAUGGGGUCACCUUUACAUUUACCCUUAAAAGAUGGCUGUUUGGUGUAACCACCAUGAACUGUUAUGACACAGAGGCAGCCAGCACCUUCACAGCUCCUAAAGUAUCCCAAAUAAAUACAGCUAUAUACAGGAAUAGUUUUUUAUCAGUUCUACAGUCAUGGAGGGUCACAAUAUUAUUGCAUUUAAGAUGUAUUAUUAUUUUUUUAAUCCCUGGUUCACCAGUUCAGAGCUGCUCUGUAUUUGUGGUUUCAUGAGAACUUGCAUGUAUUCAGUGUGAGCCUCUGUAAAUGUGUGGCAGAGUUAUGCUGCGUGUGGCGCCUGGCUGAAGCAUCAGUGUUUGGUCAGUGUGUGUGUGUGUGAGAGAGAGCGAGCGAGCGAGAGAGAAGUGGCUUUAUGUGAGCCACCAGGAAGCAUUAUGAGAUGUUCUAAAUUUGAGGUUUUAUGGAGCUGUUGGAGAAGAAAGGGGAGGGGGUAUCUUUUAUGUGAAUUUAUUGAUGACGUCUUUGUUAGUUUGGAUACUUUUUAUAAAUAAAGGAAGUCAUGCAAAAAAAAAAAGCAUAAAGCUAGAAUGUAUGUGUAGGGGAGUACUACUGUCCUGUUAGUUCAUACCGAUAUUUUAAGUAAAUAAAACAGUUGUGUUUUCAUA